Messenger RNA from Eruca vesicaria subsp. sativa (arugula), 580 nucleotides. The record is from the annotation of a GenBank genome assembly. Lineage: Eukaryota; Viridiplantae; Streptophyta; Magnoliopsida; Brassicales; Brassicaceae.
GCACUGUCUUCAUCAUCAUCAUCGUCGAGAUCGGAGUCUUGGAAAGUUUCAGGGUGAAAGAGAUUGUGAAGAUGAUAAAGGCAGUGAUGAUGAUGAACACACAAGGCAAGCCACGACUAGCCAAGUUCUACGACUUCUUGGUCCGCCUGUAGAGAAGCAACAGGAGCUCAUCCGCGGCGUGUUUUCAGUGUUGAGCAGUAGACCUGAGAACGUAAGCAACUUUCUGGAGAUUGAUGCAUUGUUUGGGCCGGAUUCUCGGCUUGUGUACAAACACUAUGCUACUCUCUACUUUGUGCUUGUAUUUGAUGGAUCAGAGAAUGAGCUGGCUAUGCUUGAUCUCAUUCAAGUUCUUGUUGAAACUCUGGACAAAUGCUUCAGCAAUGUCUGUGAACUCGACAUUGUGUUCAACUACAGCAAGAUGCACACAGUGUUAGAUGAGAUUGUGUUUGGAGGACAGGUGCUGGAAACUAGGUCUGAUGAAGUCAUGAAAGCUGUUGAAGAAAUCUCAAAAUUAGAAGCUGCCUCAAACUCGAUUUCACUUGUCCCCAAGUCUGUUUCCGGUUGGCGUGGAGGCCGAUAG